Haliotis rubra (blacklip abalone) is the source of this 2848-nucleotide messenger RNA. Its product is annotated as neprilysin-2-like. The record is from RefSeq and is a predicted model, not a curated record. Gene Ontology annotation, biological process: protein processing. Gene Ontology annotation, molecular function: metalloendopeptidase activity. NCBI's taxonomy places the organism in Eukaryota, Metazoa, Mollusca, Gastropoda, Lepetellida, Haliotidae. The transcript is spliced from 15 exons. The coding region runs from base 64 to 2454 and encodes 796 amino acids. Gene Ontology annotation, cellular component: plasma membrane.
ACGUGUCGACGUUGCGAAACAGCAGCAUCGGUAUCCACAGUGCUUGCAGUGGCCCUGUUCACGAUGGAUGUGAAGAAGUUAGAGGGUGUCCCGGGAAUUGGUGGCCUCGUCAGGAGGUUUUCACUUGGUUUCCGUGAAGUUGUUCUCAUAGGUAUAUUGAUUGUGACGGUACUGAUGUUUGUGAUAUUCGCGGGGAUGUAUGGAAGUACAAAAAAGAGCGAGGAGAGAGCUCAGGUGCAGGCUCUCAAAGGAGAUCAAGUGGACAAAACCUGUUUUACCAAACUCUGUCUGGAGAGCACAGGCUACACGCUGUCAAGCAUGAACCUCAGCGCCAAACCCUGCGACAACUUCUACAACUACGCAUGCGGCAACUACAAGGUGUUCCACAAGCUGGACGCCGACCACUCGUCACACACCUUCUUGACAGACAUGUUAGAUUCAAAUGAAGAGAAACUCAAGACAUUAUUGGAAAGACCAGUGAAGCGGAACACGGACUGGGCGUCGGAGAGGAAGCUGAAGCACCUGUUCCAGUCGUGCAUGGAUGACUUCAGCCGAGAGAGGCUGAAGGGGACGCCGUUCAUCCAGCAGGUACUGCAGCCUCUAGGAGGAUGGUACGUCCUGGGCACGUGGGGGGCGUCCAACUGGAACCUGAACGAGGUACUGAAGAAGGUGCAGACUGACUUCUGGGUGGACGCCAUGUGGGCCCCGAGGGUCGGAAUUGACGACUACAACCCAUCCAGGACAGUCAUUGAGAUCUACCCGGCAGGAACCAGUCGGCACAUGUACUGGUACUACUACGUCAGCCCGUAUGCAAAGAAGCUGUUCCAGAUCUACCCGGCAGGAACCAGUCGGCACAUGUACUGGUACUACUACGUCAGCCCGUAUGCAAAGAAGAUCCAGGAUGAUUAUAAGACGUUCAUUGCACGAGUCGCCAACCUGGUCGUGAGAGACUCUAAUGUCAGUAUCGACGCCACAACGCAGCAGGAGCGAGUCAGCACGUUUGUAGAUGACGCCUUUACCAUAGAAGCCAAGAUAGCUGAGUUGGCGCUGAAAUCGCCAUGGCAAAUCAACCCUUACGCUUACUCCAACCAGCUGACCCUGGAUGAACUGACCACGGUCACUGGAGGACUGAUAGACUUCCUCCAGCAGUCCGCAUACCUCUUCAGCACAGCAGGAGUAAAUGGAAGAAAAAGCACCGUCGUCUUCAAUCUGGAAUACCUGAAGGGGCUUGUCGCCAUGAUAAAGAGCCUAUCUUCGGGAGACCAAGCAAGGAUGCUUCACAACUACCUGAUCUGGCGGGUGAUGGAGGUAUAUGUCGAGGACUUGUCGACGGAAUAUAUCCACGCCAACAGGGAGGUGUUGUUCGACACGUCGGGGAGGACGGAGUUCCCGGGCAGAUGGGAAUACUGCUUCGGCUACGUCAGCUACGUCAUGCCUGAAGCCCUGGGCCAGCUGUACAUCGUCGACCAUUUUGCAGACCAGAAUAAAGAAAAGGUGACAGAUAUUACUGAAACGACAAAGCAAGCACUGGCUGACCUUCUAAGACAGACUCGAUGGAUGGACGCCGCCACAAGAGCCAAGGCUGAGGCUAAGAUAAAAGGAGCCUCUUACAAACUCGGUUACUCAGACUUGCUGAAAAACAAAGACAAUAUCGAUGUCCUCUAUCAACCAAUCAACAUAAACGCAUCGGAUUUCUUUGGGAACAUCCUGAGCAUGAACAACUACCACAAACUGGCCUGGAGCAAGGAACUGGUGAAAGGCGAGGACAGGAACCAGUGGUACUUCAGCACGUUCGACACCAACAUGGCCGUGCUAUGGUACUGGAACGAAGUGAUCGUCCCCGCGGGGCUGCUGCAGUUCCCCAUCUACGACUUCAAACUCCCUCACUACUUCACAUUUGGUUCGUUCGGCACAAUCCUCGGACACUUCGUCAUCCACCUCGUCGACGAGUACGGGAAAAAUUGGGACACAACAGGAAGGUACCUGGGAUCUCAGAACUCGUGGUGGACCAACGCUACUGUGACGUCAUACGGGGACGUGAAGAAAUGCAUGAUUGACGCCUACAACACGACCCAGGGGCCGUUCACUCAACCAGAUGGCAAGCAAGUGUAUUUCCCGAUACGCUCCUCUAGGACAGCCACCGACAACAUAGCAAAGGUCACGGGUGUGCGGCUUGCCUACAAUGCCUAUCACAAGUGGGAGUCCAAAUAUGGCGUGGAGAAGUUGGCGCCAUCGGGUCAAGGUCUCACAAACGACCAGCUCUUCUUCAUUUCAUACGCCCAGACGUACUGUUUCAAUCGCGACCCUAACGUGGCCUACCGCCUGGGCAGGUACAACAUCAGGGAGGAUUACAGUGUAAACUUGGCAGUCAGUCAACUUGACGAGUUUAACAAAGCCUUUAAGUGUCCGGCGAACGCCAAACUGAACCCUUCUACCAAGUGUGGCCUGUACUGACCUCUGGCUGACCUCUAGAGGACACUGAUACUAUGGCCAGUACUCGACAGUUGGAACAAGUAUUAACAGAAAACCUAGAAAAGUGAAGGAAGACGUGAAACAUUGGAAGAAAUGUGGAGACAUCAAGAGAUGUAGGUUGUGACUCUAUUGUCGGAGGGGGGGAGGGCAAGACUCAUGCAGGAGCUGGACACAAAUAUCUCGCUUGGACCUGGAUGUCGUCUAACUACUCCUCGGACCACAGAGCCGAGGUGUACAGAAUUACAUAAACAUACAGUGCGACUCACUUCAUGAUCCCAUGAAAAUAAUAUCUAAAAAUAAUAUCUGCAUAAAAUGUCUAUGUUUACACUUUGUAUAUACACACUUGUAUAUCUGUGUAGUAAAAUGUCUAUGUUUA